Molecule: messenger RNA, 1299 nt
Organism: Alternaria triticimaculans
Lineage: Eukaryota; Fungi; Ascomycota; Dothideomycetes; Pleosporales; Pleosporaceae
Exons: 9
Coding region: 1-1299 (432 amino acids)
Biological process (GO): transmembrane transport
Molecular function (GO): transmembrane transporter activity
Source: RefSeq, a predicted model, not a curated record
AUGGGUACUGCAAUACCACGCAUUACAUCCGAGUUCCACUCGCUUCCAGAUGUAGGCUGGUACAUUGGUGCUUUUACGCUCGCUUCAGCAACAUUGCAACCACUUUCCGGCAAGCUCUACACACACUUCAAUACCAAGAUCGUGUUCCUUACAUUCGUAUCUUUGUUCGAACUCGGUUCCCUACUUUGCGGCGUCGCCAGUUCCUCGGUCGUACUCAUCGCAGGAAGAGUGGUUGCCGGCUUAGGGGCGUCUGGCAUCGUGAACGGUGCCAUGACGAUCUUAGCAGGGGCCGUGCCUAUGGAGAAAAGUCCAGUGUACACCGGUGUAGUACUUGGGACUGCGCAAAUGGGCAUUGUCGCAGGGCCACUCAUCGGAGGUGCUCUGACUGAGCAUGCGGUCUGGCGUUGGUGCUUUUACAUGAACCUACCCAUCGGCGGAGUGGCAGCCGCCAUCAUCGCUUUCGUCCCCAUUCCCGAACGCACGACGAAGCCGCGCAUAACUCUGUCUCUCGUCCGCAAGAUUAUACCCGACCUCGAUCUGCUCGGCUUUGCUCUCUUCGUCCCUCCGUCCGUUAUGCUGCUCCUUGCCCUCCAGUUAGGAAGUGGUGGAAAUUACGCCUGGAGCUCCCCUGUCAUCAUCGGACUGUUUUGUGGUGCAGCAGCAUGCGCCACCCUCUUCAUACUUUGGGAGAGAAGGAUGGGUGACCAAGCUAUGCUUCCGGUAUCUCGCAUGGGCUACUAUCUUCCCUGGGCGCUCGUCGGUGGUAUCAUCACCGCAAUCGGCAACGGUCUAGUGUCAACGUUCACAGCAUCCACGAGCGCCUCGGUCUGGAUCGGCUAUCAGAUUUUGUUGGGCGCUGGCCGAGGAUGUGGCAUGCAGAUAGCCAUCAUUGCAGUGCAGAACGCCGUAUCUCCGGCCCAAUACCCGGUCGCGUUGGCCAGUGUCGUCUUUUUCCAGAACCUCAGUACAUCUAUCGCUGUCGUCAUCGCGAACACGAUCUUCUCGCAGACACUCCGCUCCGCCAUCACACGCUACGCGCCUACAAUAUCGCCCCAGGCGGCGAUUGAUGCUGGAUCUAGUGCCAGUGCUGUGCGAGCCCUCGUCCCGCUUGGAGAACUAGAUGGCGUGCUAAGAGCGUACUCGGAGGGUCUGCGCGAUGUCUUUUACUUCUUGGUAGGCAUAGCAUGUCUGGCUACCCUUGCCAGCUUGGGUAUGGGCUGGAAGGAUAUCCGGAACAAGCGCAGCAAAACGGACAUGAAUGUUGACAUGGAUGAGAGAUGUGAGACCAUGGACAAGUAG